CCGGCCCUUCAAUUGGCCGCACCGGCCCCUUGCCGGAGAGGCGGGAGGAGGCGGGCCUCCAUUGGUCGGGCUCGUCGGCCAAUCCCCGAAGGCCUCGGGGAAGAGGUGGGGGCAGUUUGUGGGGAGCCGCGGUGCGGGCAGCAAGCGAGGCAGCUAGCGGGAUUCCGGAGCGGACCCGGAGGCUCUGCGGGACCCAGUCGGGACCGAGUCGCCGAGGGAGGCACUGCCCGCGCCCCGCCGCCGCGACGGUCUCCUGCGCCGCCCUGAGGAGCCAGCUCCGAGCAUCUCCCGCAGCGGUCACGCUUCGGGGCCAGGAGCGGGAAGCCAAGUGCCGUAGACCCCCGGACCCGAGCGCAGCCUCUUCCCGCCGCCCGAACCACCAUGACCCACUUCAACAAGGGCCCUUCCUACGGGCUCUCGGCCGAGGUCAAGAACAAGAUUGCUUCCAAGUAUGAUCAUCAGGCUGAAGAAGAUCUUCGCAAUUGGAUAGAGGAGGUGACAGGAAUGAGCAUCGGCACCAACUUCCAGCUGGGCCUGAAGGACGGCAUCAUCCUCUGCGAACUCAUAAACAAGCUGCAGCCAGGCUCAGUGAAGAAGGUCAACGAGUCCUCAUUAAAUUGGCCUCAGUUGGAGAAUAUUGGCAACUUUAUUAAAGCUAUUCAGGCUUAUGGGAUGAAGCCACAUGACAUAUUUGAAGCAAAUGAUCUUUUCGAGAAUGGAAACAUGACCCAGGUUCAGACUACUCUAGUGGCUCUCGCAGGACUGGCUAAAACAAAAGGAUUCCAUACAACCACUGACAUUGGGGUUAAGUAUGCAGAAAAACAAACAAGACGUUUCGAUGAAGGAAAAUUAAAAGCUGGCCAAAGUGUAAUUGGUUUGCAGAUGGGAACCAACAAAUGUGCCAGCCAGGCAGGUAUGACAGCCUAUGGGACUAGGAGGCACCUUUAUGAUCCCAAAAUGCAAACUGACAAACCUUUUGACCAGACCACGAUUAGUCUGCAGAUGGGCACUAAUAAAGGAGCCAGCCAGGCAGGGAUGUUGGCACCAGGUACCAGAAGAGACAUCUACGACCAGAAGCUCACAUUACAACCAGUGGACAACUCGACAAUUUCUCUACAGAUGGGAACCAACAAAGUUGCUUCCCAGAAAGGAAUGAGUGUGUACGGGCUUGGGCGGCAAGUAUAUGACCCCAAAUACUGUGCUGCUCCGACAGAACCUGUCAUUCACAAUGGAAGCCAAGGAACAGGAACGAAUGGGUCGGAAAUCAGUGAUAGCGAUUAUCAGGCAGAAUACCCAGAUGAGUAUCAUGGCGAGUACCCCGAUGACUACCCCAGAGAAUACCAGUAUGGCGACCAAGGCAUUGAUUAUUAGAUGCACGCAGAGGAGCCCAGUAUUCAGUCCAUUGUUUUUAUUCAGUGAGAACCAAGCUAGCCUUGAGUAAUUUUUAUCUUGUCUUCCUAAAACACUAUUAUGCUUAUUGUACCUAAUAAAAGAAAUUGCCUUACAUACAUUCCUUUUUCCUUUUUCUGCCUCUUCCCUAAAUAGUUGCCUUUUAGUGCUGUAACAGUUAAAUCCUACAGCAUAACCAGUAAUUCACAUAUGAAGUAAAAAGGAAUACUGUGAAAGGGGAGUACUCUUGUCCAGCCAAUUCGUUUAUUAAAGAUCUAUGCAUUUUUACAAUCUUAAACUGGUAUUUUCAAACGAUAGGAGACUUUUUUUUUUUUUUUUUACAGUUUAGUGUAUCUGGUUUCUACAUGGAAGACUAAACUCAUGCUUAUUGCUAAAUGUGGUCUUUGCCAAUUAAAUAUAAGAUGCAGCAUUUUUUAGAAAUUUACAUAUGGAUGUUUCUACAGUAUUGUUUGCUAAUUUUUAAAUAAAGUCAUGAUCAGUGUGCAUUUGUGAUUAUAUGUGUACUCAUUCUCUUACGUAAGCUGACAAGGUCUUUUCAGAGUGGAGUUUCUGAAGGAGCAUGUAUAAAAAUGGCCUGCAGACAUUUAGGUCUGGGUGGUGCGUUUGCUCUUCCUGUUUGUGCCAAUGUAUCAAUGUAGAGUUGCUCUGUUUUCUUCAACUGUAUUUACUGCUGCAUUUCUCAGCAUAAACUUAUCCCAUUGUAUUUUUUAUAAAUAAAUAUUUUUUUUGAACAUUCA
This is a messenger RNA of Propithecus coquereli (Coquerel's sifaka), 2147 nucleotides long. RefSeq names its product calponin 3, acidic (gene CNN3). Gene Ontology annotation, molecular function: actin binding. The transcript has 7 exons. The coding region runs from base 382 to 1371 and encodes 329 amino acids. Gene Ontology annotation, biological process: actomyosin structure organization. NCBI's taxonomy places the organism in Eukaryota, Metazoa, Chordata, Mammalia, Primates, Indriidae. The record is from RefSeq and is a predicted model, not a curated record.